Hypomesus transpacificus is the source of this 794-nucleotide messenger RNA. RefSeq names its product C-factor-like. The record is from RefSeq and is a predicted model, not a curated record. Lineage: Eukaryota; Metazoa; Chordata; Actinopteri; Osmeriformes; Osmeridae. The coding region runs from base 1 to 492 and encodes 163 amino acids. The transcript is spliced from 3 exons.
AUGACCGACAGUGACCUCAACCAAACCGGAGUCAUUUCUACUUUGACGACAAAUACAGUGGGACCACUGGUGGUGGCCAAAUACUUCGCCCCACUUCUGCAGAAGGGGGCCGGACUAUUUGGACAGCAGCCUCCAGAAAAAGCCAAGCAGCACAGCGGAAUCAUAGUCAACAUGACGGCCAAAGUCGGAUCCAUAGGUGAUAACGCUUUAGGUGGUUGGUACAGCUACAGGAUGUCCAAAGCAGCCCUGAACAUGGCUACCAGGAACCUCUCUAUUGAGUUGGGGAGGAGUAGACCCAGAGUUGUGUGUGUGUCCAUGCAUCCUGGUACUGUAGACACAGAGUUGUCAAGGCCAUACCAUCGCAACAUGCCCAAAGAAAGGCUCUUCAGCACCCAGCACUCAGUCCAUUGUCUCCUGGGAAUAAUAGACACUCUUAACAUAGACAAGACUGGCAAGGCGUACAACUGGGAUGGAUCUGAGCUGCCCUGGUAGCGGUAGAAUAACAAACUUAAAAACUGAAGUGAUGGUGUCUUUAAGAACUUUGAGAACAUCUGUAUGGGAAUCCAGUGUUGUUCUCCUGACUGGCAGUUGUAUGUCCUAAACAACAGGACAACACCUUGUGGAGAGAUAUCACAGGAGACAUGAUGUAAUUGUAGAGUAAUUCACCUUUACAAGGAGGGGUACUACUUUGCAUGCAUAAGGCUGUAGUGUUGUGGUUGUUAAAGUUGUGCAAAAAUGAAAGUAUUUUCAGCAUCUGUUGCUGUAAUUGUUCAAAUAAAGACCAUUGACCAUUC